AUGCCACGCGGUAACACCGACAAUUGGAAUCAUGUGGUCCCGCGCGCGUCUCCCGGUCCCGGCAACCUUAACAGCUCUAUGCUCGACUUGAACGACGACUAUACAAACAUCCUCAACAAUCUCGCAAACGGACAUUCCCAGGCCGCUGGUGAUGCCAGUAGCGGUGUCGGCGCAUCUUCGGGCGGAGCAGUAGGUGAGCCCGACGACUCAGGUGCCACCGCGGGCGGCAAUGCGAUGGAAAAACAGCCACCUAACCUGGAAUUACUACUCCAGCACUACCAUGAUUUGCUGGGCAAGUCCAGCAGCAGCAUUGCCAGUGGAACCGCCACCGCCACUGGCAGUGGCAGUGGCAGUGGCUCCGGCUCCGGUUCCGGAAGCUCAGAUGCCAAGGCCCUCGCACUCCAGGAAAACAAGUCUGUCAUUGCAGACAAACCUUGUGACCAUUGUCGUCGACGUCAGAUCAAAUGUGUCAUCGUACCGGAUUUGCCCAACUGCGUCCAAUGCGAGACCAAAGGUAUCAAAUGCGCGUACUCAGAGCGUACCACCACUAAACGCGCCAACGUAGACGAAAAUGUAAACGUCCACGAACUGCUCAAACGCGCGCGUCUGGGCAACAACGAAUCCGUCUCGCAAUACUACUCCGAACUGCUCCAAAAUCUCAAUCAAUCGCCAGGUCAUCAUAACGCUAAAGCCCACUCUCCGUUUUCAAACAGCACUCCGGGACUCGCGCCCUACGCGCCCACGCCGCACAGGACCACUUACGCGCAGCCGCCAAUACAGUACCCUCGCUCUUCCUUCUACGUGGGUCCCACAUCAGUAUUUGACAUCAACCUUGUAAGUCACGUCAAGCUGGACAAAAUCGACCAAGUUCAACUCUCCAAGACUCUCGCGCUGCGCAGGGUCGCGCCCAACGUUCAGUUCAUUCUAAGAGAUGAUUUCAACGAAAAAAUGUAUCUGAAGCAGGAACAAGAAAUCGAUUUUGUCGAGAAACUCGUGCAUCCGCACGGUAAAAUUCUCGUGGAUUUCUUCUUCAAAAUCAUUCACCCACAUUUCCCGAUCUUGCACGAACGGGUUUUUCUCGAAAAAUACUCGCGAUCCUACCGCGAGCUGACUGCUCCUUUACUUGCGGCCAUGUACUCGCUAUCACUGCAAUGGUGGGAUUUUCAUCCACAACUUGUUGGUUUCCCUAAACCAGACGUGGUUGAUCAACUCAACGAAAUCGCGCUUCGAACGUUUUUCGAUGUCGUAGAAAGACCUAAACUAAGCAUUAUACAAACGGGACUUCUCAUAUUGCAAUGCCGAAGCGAAUGCAGCAACAACUGGGUUAUUUGUUCCGAAAUCGUCGCACUCGCAGAAGAUCUUGGACUUGGCAUUGACUGCCAAGACUGGCGACUGCCCCGCUGGGAAAGAGGUCUUAGAAGAAGACUCGCAUGGGCCGUUUGGCUUCAAGACAAAUGGACUUCGUUAAUGGAGGCCCGGUUCUCACAUCUCAUCUUGGGUCGCAAUUGGCUUGUUAAGAUUUUGACGGAAGAUGAUUUCCCAGACAAAUCACCCAUCAUCAGUGGGUCUCAGUCUCUACAGAAUUUUGACUCGGGCUCUAAAAAUGGUAGCCCGGCAGGAAUCACUGCAACACUAGACUUGUCACCAACGGACGAAGAUUUCAAUAAUGGUAAACUCAUGUUUCAACAAAUGGUAUCCCUAAGCAUCAUCCUGGGCGAAGUUCUCGACACUUUUUAUACCUUGGGCGCUCUCAACACUGUCAAGAAAAUUGAACAUGUCUUGAAACUGGCCAAACCGCUUCAAUUGAAAAUGCGCGAGUGGUACCACUCUUUACCACAACAGCUGUCGAUGAACAGUUUCCAGCCCAAAAAAUUCAACAGCAACGCUGCAUUGACUUUGGCCUACUUUGCUGUGGAAAUUACGUUACACCGUAAGAUCGUUACUACGUUAAACGCAGGCACCACUCCCGAGCUAGUUCAUGUAUGUCGCGCGGCGGCGAAGACAAGGUUAGUCGCCGCCAUCGAGUUUGUUCGCGACUUGAAAUUUGAGCACGUCAAUUCCUUUUGGUAUACUUGUUCUACUGGCAAUUUGACCCUGAUAGGUACAUUUGCUGCGUUGCUGUACGUGACAUCUUCCUCACAAGAAGAAGCACUUGUCUUCAGGGAUUGUCUGCGAAACUACGUUUGGAUUUUAAGAAUGACUUCCAAGAGUUUUGAAAAAGCUGGCAACAGCUUGAAGCAGAUUCACAUGUUGUUAACUCAGAUCCCGGGCUUACUCACUGAUGAGCCCGUGAUACCGCACCAGCCACAACCGUCGUUCAUUCCACCACCAUCUAGAUCACCUCUACCUCAACAAAACCAAGCUAUACCUCAGCACGGAACCCCAACGGCAUCAGAACAAAGUCUGAAAAACCAAAAUCCACUGAGUAGUUUGGCUAGCUUGCCUCAUGACGUCUUAGAGCAAUUGGUCAACAUCCAACACAAUAUGCCUUCUUUGCACGGAGCAGGAUCAUCGCGCUCUCUAGACGAUAAAUUACAGCGCAAUCCUAUUGGCUUCUCACCAAAUCCAAACAAUAGCGAGAAUCAACGUGCUCCAGAGCGAGACGGUAUCUCGCCUUCCAGAAGCAAUAGGCUUAGCCCCAGUUUUGACAUGAGUUCCAGGGACGAGCCGGAGCGUGGCCAUGUCGAAUAUAGACUAGAACCCACUCACGAAAAACAGAGCCCCGAGGGAAAAUCUGUCAAUUUGGAAAAUAGAACAAAACCAUUAACUCCUCAAAGUGUAAACAGUGCUGCUGCUAAGGGUCACAACCAUGUCGAUGUGGGUGGCGAUACCCACAAUUCAAACCCUCAGGACAAACAAGAAUCAAAUGGCUCCUCGGUGGAACCCGCUCACGAGAAACCCAGCGAACUCUCCGAUGAUGCCGGUUCGUCAACGUCAAGCCCAGUGUCAACAACCUCUGAAUCAAAGCAAUUCCAAGUGGAUCAAGCAACUAAUUUCGAGGACCAAUAG
This is a messenger RNA of Lachancea mirantina, 3009 nucleotides long. NCBI's taxonomy places the organism in Eukaryota, Fungi, Ascomycota, Saccharomycetes, Saccharomycetales, Saccharomycetaceae. The record is from the annotation of a GenBank genome assembly.